AUGAUUAUUAUCAUAUUGCUUUGCUUAUGUUUUACAAUCAACAACUUCAAAGUCGAUGGGUGGAUGCCAAGUAUAUCCAAAGAUGAAUAUUUGGAUUUGGAGCAACAAUUGAAACUCAUCAACAAGCCACCAAUUAAGACUAUUCAAACAGAGUUUGGACACAUUGUUGAUUGUAUUGAUAUUAAUAAACAGUUAGCUUUUGACAAUCCUCUACUGAAGAAUCAUAAGCUCCAGCUAAAACCUAGCUUCCGAGAUACAACAACAAAAGUAAAUUCCCAUAAUCUAUCAACCAGACCCACAAAAAUUGGACUUGAGAAAAACAUGUGCCCAAGAGGAACGGUUCCCAUUCGGAGGACAACCAAAGAAGAUCUCAUUCGUGCGAAAUCAUUAUCAAAUAUUAAUGGAAUCCUUACUAAGGAUUUGCCAGGGAGGCAUUUUGCAGAAAUGCAUUUAAAGCAAGAUAAAGAUACAUCUUAUUAUGGAGUCAGCGGAACGAUUAGUACUUACAACCCAACUGUUACAAGUCAGGACCAAAUGAGUGGUGCUUAUAUAUGGGUUUCAACUGGAACAGAUGAUUCUAUUAGUAUUAUCUUCACUGGAUGGCAGGUAUACCCAGCAAUAUAUGGAGAUAACAAGACUCAUUUUUUCACAUCAUGGUCAGAUGGUACCAGACAUACGGGAUGCUACAACCUGCUAUGCUCAGGUUUUGUACAAGUAGACAAAGGAAUUUAUCUUGGCGCACCUGUGUCCCACACAUCUACCUAUGGUGGAACACAGUUCGGAAUGGAACUCUCUCUAUGGCUGGAUCCCCAUACUAAAAAUUGGUGGCUGAAGGUUUUUAAAAAGAAUGUUGGAUAUUUCCCAGCUGCUUUAUUUUCUAAUAUGGUUCCUGCGGAUCAAGUUGGUUGGACUGGGUCAACAAUCACUGAUGUAGGUAGCCCUAGUCCUCCAAUGGGAUCUGGAGACUUUCCAAACGGUGAUACCUCGCGUUCGUGCUAUUUUAGACAGAUUACAUUUAGAAAUGAAAAUCAAAUAGAACAAGGACCCUCAAAAGGUAACUGGGACACAUUUUCGGACAUCCCUAAUUGCUAUGAUGUGAAAUACUAUGGGUGGGUGAAUGAUGCCUUCGGAUAUACUCUCCUCUUCGGGGGACCUGGUGGAAACUGUGGUAACUAA
Gastrolobium bilobum is the source of this 1176-nucleotide messenger RNA. Its product is annotated as protein neprosin-like. Bases 1 to 1176 code for a protein of 391 amino acids. Lineage: Eukaryota; Viridiplantae; Streptophyta; Magnoliopsida; Fabales; Fabaceae. The transcript is spliced from 7 exons. The record is from RefSeq and is a predicted model, not a curated record.